This is a messenger RNA of Penicillium brasilianum, 848 nucleotides long. The record is from the annotation of a GenBank genome assembly. Lineage: Eukaryota; Fungi; Ascomycota; Eurotiomycetes; Eurotiales; Aspergillaceae.
GUUUUUGUGCCUCGCCGAAAUCCAUCGUUCCACCCUUCAACCUUUCCCGCACUUCUUUCCUGCUCUCUCUCGCGUUCCCCAGAGCAUAUCCUCCCCCGCCAAGCUCACAAUGCUUCUUCCCCGGGCCCUUCCCAGGCGAACCGGUCUCGUCCGGUUCCCCGGCGUCCGACAAAUCACUCCUCGCCGCACAAUGAUCCCCGCCCCAGGCCCGAAUACGGGGCCACUGAUGGAGCGCCGCGCAGACCGCGAGCUGCCCACCAUCGAAAAUAGCAAGGGCUGGCUCAAGACCCUCCCCAUCUUUGUGGUAGUCGUCGGAGCUGCUAUGCUUGGUAUUUUCAAUUACCAGAAAUCCACGUCCAGUGUGGUUAGCAGUACCCUGUACGCUCUGCGCACGUCGCCGCAGGCCCGUGAAAUCCUCGGCGACGAGAUCUACUUUGCGCAGCAGAUCCCGUGGAUCAGUGGUGAAAUGAACCAGCUGCACGGGCGCAUUGAUAUCACUUUCUGGGUGAAGGGUACCAAGGGUCAGGGCAAGAUGCGCUUUAAGAGUGUCCGACCGGAUCGGAUGAGUUACUUCCGCACCGAAGUAUGGAGUCUGGAGACCGAGGAUGGAACCGUGGUGCAGCUGCUGGAUAGCGACACCGAUCCGUUCCGCCAAGAGUAAGCGGGUACGAUAGAAGAGCCGGAUGGAGAUGGAAAGGCGCCAUUUUGUACAAAUAGAACUGCUCGUGCAUGGGACAUGGCGUUUGGAGGACAAAUCAUUUACGGAAUACUGAUUGUAUGCGGCAAUCCGAGUUGGCGGGGACAUCCUUCGAACAUGGGGGCAGAGAAGAACUUUGAAGAAAAAAAGG